UUUUAUUCUCCUACAAAUUGCUGUCGCCCUUGCUAUUUCGUGUUUUCCCGGAGGAAGUGAACGCAGCACGUCGUUGACAACCACUGGCGGGGGCGGGGCGGGACCAGCGGACGUCAGGGGGUGGAAGAAAACAGCAGAGCAGGAAUCAAAACAAGGCACGGUCACGCCUUCGCGCUUAAAGGUUAGAGCAGCUUAUUUCUUCUACCUGCUGCAGACCCCAAAGCCCCCGCCUGUCCUCCGAGGGGGAACCCUCCGCCGCCAAGAGGAGCGCAAAACAGAGAGAGCGCCGCAAGCGCGCCGUCGAAGUCCGCUGCAGAAAUGGAGUCCACAGAAAUGCCAGACGGCGCUGACAGGAGCCGCUGAUCGAGGUCGAAAUCGCAGUAAGCGAAAUCGCGUAAGAUGCCCAACCAGAAGAGCAGCAAGGGGAAGAAAAGCAAGCGCACGAACAGCAGCGGAGACGAGCAGGAAAAUGGAGGCUGCGCGGUCGCAGCGGGAGGCGCGGCCGCGGCGGCUGCAGCUGCCGCCGCUGCGCCCCGGGCAGAGCGCUCCAGCGAGGUCCAGUGCGCCUCGCCUCUGGGCUGCAGCCUGGGACGCUCCAUCGACCUAGAGAAGGAAGACCACCAGCGAGUGCUCUGCAACAACGAGCUCUGCCUGUUCGGCAACUGGAUGCAUUUGCAGUGCUUCUACGAGUGGGAGAGCUCCAUCCUCGUCCAGUUCAACUGCAUCGGCCGCGCCCGCUCCUGGAACGAGAAGCAGUGCCGGCAGAACAUGUGGACCAAGAAGGGCUACGACCUGGCCUUCAGGUUCUGCUCGUGCCGCUGCGGCCAGGGCCACCUGAAGAAGGACACCGACUGGUACCAGGUGAAGCGCAUGCAGGACGAGCGCAAGAAGAAGCCGUCGGAAAGGAGCGCCGGCCGGACUGGGAUGAGUGGGGGGGGCGCGGUGGGACCUGGGGACGGUCCCUUUGAGGAGCCCAAGAAGAGCAAGCCAGCUGGAGGAGCAGCAGGCGGGGGGAAGUUACCCCACAGGGCCUCCAGUCAGGAGUUACCUCGUAGACAAUCAGUGGACCGCCAGAACUCCAUAGAAAGAGGAGGGGGGCUUGCUGCUGGGGGACUGUCUCCCCUGGGGCCUCCUCAGAAAUCCCCGUGCGACUCCCCGGGACUCUCUCCUCCGGGCGGUUUCAACUUCUCCCCCGCGCAUGUCCUGGGAUCAGGAGGAGCUGGCCUGCGGGGUUCCCGCCAGCUGGGCGAGUUCUUCAAAUCCGCCGUCCACAUGGACCCCCAGAGGAAACACCUGCUGGCUGGGGGCGCUCUGAGCCGGGGGGGCGGAUGUUCCCCCGCUUCAGCCGGCGGGCCCCACCUGGACCCCGGCUCCGUUUUCCCGCUGCAACUGUCCUUCGCCCUGCCGCUCCACCCGCGACUCGCGUCCGGCGGCGGAGGGGACGGCCCCCACCCUCACCCGGUGCAGUUCCUGAGGAGGCUGGACCUCUCGGAGCUCCUCACUCACGUCCCCCGCCACAAACUCAACACUUACCACGUUCGCAUGGAGGACGACGCCCAGGCAGGCCAGGGAGAGGAGCUGCGCAGGUUUAUCCUGUCCGCUCUCAGUGCGAGCCAGAGGAACGUGGUCAACUGUGCUCUGUGCCACCGCUCGCUUCCCGUGUUCGAGCAGUUCCCCCUGGUGGACGGGACGCUGUUCCUCAGUCCGUCACGCCACGACGAGAUCGAGUACGAUGUCCCCUGCCACCUUCAAGGUCGACUGAUGCACCUCUACGCAAUCUGCGUGGACUGCCUGGAGGGCGUCCACAAGAUCGUCUGCAUCAAGUGCAAGUCGCGCUGGGACGGGAGCUGGCACCAGCUGGGGACCAUGUACACCUACGAUAUACUGGCCGCUACCCCCUGUUGCCAGGCGCGGCUCAACUGUAAGCACUGCGGCAAGCCGGUGGUGGACGUCCGAGUCGGGAUGCAGUAUUUCUCCGAGUACAGCAACGUCCAGCAGUGCCCUCACUGCGGCAACCUGGACUAUCACUUCGUUAAACCCUUCUCCUCCUACAAAGUACUCGAGGCUUAUUGACAAAUGUUUCAGCACAUGUUAGUCCAAGCUGCUUUUGUUCUCGUUUUUAUUUUCUAACACAAUCUAGGAAAGAUCUUUCGUUUUUUUUUUUUUUUCGGGGGCCUUUUAAGUGGUUUUAGGUUUUAAAAGUUCCCUCCUUUCUUUUUUUUUUAUUAAAAAAAAAAAUGCGUAGGGAAAAUAAGAGACACAGGAAAGUGUUCAGGAACUGAGAGAGGAGUUGAUAAAAGUGUGAAACUGACAUUUUAGUCGAGUGAACACAUUUAUCGGAGACAAGUGAAUGUAUCUGUAAGCCAAAUUCGCUUUUAUUUUUUACCAAAACCGAUCUUAAAAUAAAGAGAAAGAUUCACACUGAU
Molecule: messenger RNA, 2426 nt
Organism: Fundulus heteroclitus (mummichog)
Lineage: Eukaryota; Metazoa; Chordata; Actinopteri; Cyprinodontiformes; Fundulidae
Gene: heca
Product: hdc homolog, cell cycle regulator
Exons: 5
Coding region: 400-2073 (557 amino acids)
Source: RefSeq, a predicted model, not a curated record